Messenger RNA from Capsaspora owczarzaki ATCC 30864, 1206 nucleotides. RefSeq names its product aspartate-semialdehyde dehydrogenase. The transcript is spliced from 2 exons. The record is from RefSeq and is a predicted model, not a curated record. Gene Ontology annotation, molecular function: aspartate-semialdehyde dehydrogenase (NADP+) activity; NADP binding; NAD binding. Gene Ontology annotation, biological process: L-threonine biosynthetic process. NCBI's taxonomy places the organism in Eukaryota, Filasterea, Ministeriida, Capsasporidae. The coding region runs from base 32 to 1156 and encodes 374 amino acids.
GAGCAACUCCAUCUCCGACAGUAUCAUCGAAAUGACGACUACCGCUCCACGAUCGCUGCGCGUCGGCGUGCUCGGAUGCACCGGAAUGGUUGGCCAGCGGUUUGUACAGCUGCUGUGCAGGCCGGGACAGCCCCACCCGUGGUUUGUGCUGACUGGUCUCGGUGCCAGCGAGCGAUCCGCGGGAUUGCAGUACGGCGCUGCGAGCCGCCACUGGACGCUCCCGACCCCGUGCCCGGCGCAUGUCGCGGCAAUGACAAUGCGGCCAUGCGAUCCUGCAAGCUUUACGGACUGCGAUCUGGUCUUCUCGGCGCUCGACAGCUCGAUUGCCGGCACAGUUGAAUCCGCAUUCGCAGCAGCGGGAAUUCCAGUCUUCUCCAACUCGAAGAAUCACCGAAUGGACGAGAACGUGCCGCUGGUUGUCCCGUUGGUGAAUCCGGAGCACUUGCACCUCGUCGCUGCCCAGCAACGGGAAGGCAAGUCGAAGGGAUUUAUUGUAUGCAAUCCAAACUGCUCAAGCACGGGCCUGGUGGUCGUCCUCCGCGCGCUCGACGCGGCGUUCGGCCUCGAGUCGUUCAUUGUCACAACCAUGCAGGCGGUCAGCGGCGCUGGAUACCCUGGCGUCAGCUCGCUCGACAUUCUCGACAAUGUCAUUCCAUACAUUAGCGGCGAAGAGGACAAGCUGGAGACAGAGCCGAGCAAAAUUCUCGGCACGCUCAAGCCAGACCACAGCGGCAUCCAUCCGUUGCCUAUCAAAGCGUCUGCCAUGUGCAAUCGCGUCGCUGUCAUCGAUGGACACACGGAGUGCCUGUCAGUGCGCAUUCGGCAGCGCGAUGUCACCUCGGCGCAGGUGCAGGCCGUCCUCGAGAACUGCGCGCUGCCGCGGCCAAGCACCUGCUCUGUCGCGCACUUGCCAACCUUGGGGGAGAACUUCAAGCCGCUUGUUGCCUUCCCAGAGACCCAGCACGAUCGUCCCCAGCCGCGUCUUGACCGCGAUCUGGGCGGCGGCUUCACCGUGUCUGUCGGUCGCGUGCGUCCGUGCCCCAUCCUCGAUUUCAAGAUGGUGUUGUUGUCGCACAAUACCAUCAUUGGUGCUGCCGGUGGAGCACUUCUCAACGCUGAGCUUGCAGUGGCGAUGAAUCUCAUUUCGGCCCAAUAAACAAAAAGUGUUCGGGGGUUUUCUUGGCACUUUUUGAGUGCGUUUGUGAA